AUGUACUCUACCGUGCAGCCUGAAAACCACGUCAUCCAGCUGAAACUCACAAACGGGAUACCACCUUCAAAGCCAUCGUACGGGAUAGAUUCCCCAAUGGGCUUAUGCCUUUCUUCUAUCUUGGCACCGCUAUACCUCUAUGCUUCGCUCAAAGGAAAAUUUGAUGCAUGGGACAAACUUCUAGCCGAGUUACCGGCCGAUGUUUUCGAGUUACCCGCCCUUGACGUGGGCUGUGGUCGAGGUAUGGUUUUGCUAAAGAUUGCCAAAUACAAGGGUGAUGCUGUUUCCGCCGGCGCUGGCAAGACUAUUUACCCUGUUUAUGGCGUGGAUCUCUUUAUAAAAGCCGAUCAAAGUGGUAAUUCACCUAAGGCAACAUACAAUAACGCGGCGAGCCUCGGUCUGCUUGACCAAAUUGUCUUACACACAGCCGAUUUCACACAAUUACCUUUUGCGGACGACACAAUGGGACUGGUCACUGCAAGCUUAUCAAUUCACAACGUGGCUAAAGAGUCCCGCGAAAAGGCGAUCAUGGAAGCGGCGAGAGUUUUGCGACCGGGUGGGUUGUUGGUUGUCCUAGAGCUGAGUGGAUAUGCAAACCAAUACUGCCGUAUAUUGAAGUCUUUAGGAUGGGAGAAAGUAGGAUUUCAGCUUGCUGGACGGCAAGUCAUGUUCGGCGCGUGGCCAUGUCAAAUUUUGCGGGCGACAAAGCCGACAAGGACCAUGAAUUACUGUGAUAUGGCAACAUAA
This is a messenger RNA of Penicillium daleae, 747 nucleotides long. RefSeq names its product class I SAM-dependent methyltransferase. The transcript has a single exon. Gene Ontology annotation, molecular function: S-adenosylmethionine-dependent methyltransferase activity. The record is from RefSeq and is a predicted model, not a curated record. Bases 1 to 747 code for a protein of 248 amino acids. Lineage: Eukaryota; Fungi; Ascomycota; Eurotiomycetes; Eurotiales; Aspergillaceae.